This is a messenger RNA of Cantharellus anzutake, 627 nucleotides long. RefSeq lists its product as uncharacterized. The record is from RefSeq and is a predicted model, not a curated record. The transcript has a single exon. The coding region runs from base 1 to 627 and encodes 208 amino acids. Lineage: Eukaryota; Fungi; Basidiomycota; Agaricomycetes; Cantharellales; Hydnaceae.
AUGGUCAGGAGUCGGGAAGUUGAUCACGACCCAGAAGAAACUCGGUACACAGAGCCGUUUCAGACCCCAUUGCCAAACAUCACCCGAACUGGGAUACCUGGAGGCUCGAUUCCGCUUGCUGUCCGAGAUUCCCUUUUCCACCCAGACUCACCUCCCACCAUGGCACCUCGCCCAAUCACCCCUCCUCUGUUUCUGCGGGACAGUGAUCCUCUUCGAAAGCGAUGUCGAGUACCUCAUUCAUCUCCACCGUCAGCCUCAGUCCGGGCGCUGGGUUUAUCAGAAAGACCCCGAAACUUGGAAUCACCUGCGCGCCAAUCGCACGCCGUUUCUGCAUUUUCGGAACCGAGUGGGAAGCCCGUUCCCCGCACCAAGUUAAAAGACCCUGAGACCAAUCUCACAAGAGAGAACAUGGCAGCUGUGGAUGGGUGGAGUAACUCUUAUUUUGUUUGGUGGGUAUCUCAUCCUGUUUCAUUAGUUGCGUAUGUUCCCGCCGCUGCUGACUUCGUCACCUCAGAUCAACCUGUACCUUCUCUAAUUGCUGACCAGAGCGCAGAUGACCCCGGGAGUGAUAAUAUCGAUGGAAUAUUAUGGGAACAAUCGCCCGAGCCAGAAAGGCACUCUUUUUAA